UUGCUCCCUUUCUGUGGGAUUGCACCGGCUGAUUUUCUUUGGCCGGCCCCAUAAAGCGACCGGGAGGGGUUUGCCGGACGGAUGCCCCAACCUUGCCCGGAGGGGAGACGAAGAAGCGAGGUCCAAGAAGCGGCACGGUGGAGGUGGACGGUCAGGCGCCGCUGCCACCGCCACCGCCAUCGUCUUUCUUCGCCGGUCGGAUCUUGCAGAUCCAGUUUUCUGAUCGGUGAGAAUUAUGGCUGCUGCUGAAGCAAGGGCUGCUUGGCAGCGUGCUGCUAACCGUUGCCUCGUUCAGGAGGAUAGAAAAAGAGCACCAAAACUAGCCUACUGUCCAUCAUCAUCAGAAUUACAGCAUGGAAAAAACAAUGGGAAUUGUAGAAAUUCCGAAGAUCGUCCUGUGCCCAAUUUCAUGCCAUUGAGUUGCAAUCCCAUGAACUCCAAUCUGCCGCCAGAUAUUAGAUGGUGGCUUCAGUCACAGCCUAAUUUAGCGGGGCAGAAGAAUCUUGCAGGUGAGCAUCUAUAUUUUCUGGAUAGAGAGAUCAGCAAGAAGGAAGUAGAGGAUCCAGCAUCAAAGAAUACACAUGAGGAACCAUUGUUUUCUGAAAUGGUCGACACCAAUCCUGUGAAAAUUGAGGAUGUUUUUGAGCCUUUGUGGAUGGUUUCCACAGCUUUCAUGAAACAUUCUUCUGAAACAGACUUACAAGAGAUGGAAGACAUGGUGGGCUAUUCUCAAGUUCCUCUAAAGUGCAAAGAAAAUGCCAACGAUUAUUUGUUUGACGAUAAAGAAUUCCUUGAUUUCAAAAAUGUUAGCCGGCCCCAGAAGGCCAAUUUUGACAUCGAUGCACCUUGGAAAGGAGGUGAAAGGAGUCAACCAUGGUGGCAGAUCACUGAUGAGAAUGAGCUGGCUUUACUGGUUGCAGAAAAAGCAAUGCAGACUAUCGAGAAUUGUGAUCUACCAAGACCUUCUCAUACAAUACGUGUUCAGGGUGCUGAAUCACGCAGUCAUGAAAACAUGGGUACGUAUAGGGGGGUAUCACGUCCUGCAGGUACGGUGUCAUAUCCUGAUCCUGGACAAUGUGAACACAUUGAAUGCAGUUACAGCACAGCAAGCACAGAUGAGUUGGAGUUAACUAAUGGUGGAGUUUGGCAACAGCGGGAAACAAAUGUUAGACACAGUGAUGCACAGGAUUUUUCUAGGGGCAUCAAUGCUGAACCACAAAGCAACCGGAUGUACCAGAAUCCUGCGGAGCGAGCUCAACUUUUGGAGGCACUUUGUCAUUCGCAAACAAGGGCGAGGGAAGCUGAGAUGGCUGGCAAGAAAGCACAGAGUGAAAAAGACGAUAUCAUCAAGCUAUUGUUCCGACAGGCCUCACAUCUCUUUGCAUGCAAGCAAUGGUUGAAGAUGUUACAGUUAGAGAACAUCUGCCUCCGGCUUAUUCACAAAGAGCAUCAGAUAGCAACCAUAAUACCUGGUGUUCCAUGGAUGACGCUAAAGAAAAAGACUACACCAGAUCAAGAGAGAGAAAGUGGGGCAAGAAAUAAAGGCAGGAAGCAGAAGAAUGGUGGAGGGGGCUUCUUUGAUGCGAUCCUACUUGCCGUUGGUUUCGGUAUUGCCGGUGCAGGGUUGCUUCUUGGCUGGACUUUUGGGUGGCUUCUGGCUAAGUUGUGAAGUGGUCCAUAGUUUUCUACUAAGACUAGCUUACCUAGGCAUGUAUUUUGCUGUGUAUGAUUCAUACACGAAAUGUCCAAGUGUACUCCUUGUGACUCAAUGGAGUUAUACGAUGAAAUUUUAGACCCCCAGGAUUAUGUUCGUUUCGAAGCUCUGCUGGUUGGAUGGCAUGAAUGUACAUAGGAAGCAUUUGUUGCAAUCUGUAAAUAUGGGAGGAGGAAUACGUUUGUGAAUACCUGUACAUACAGAUCAGUCGUUUUCAACAGUAUCUCCACCUGUACAUAUUGUUUGGAGAACUAGCAGUGUUAUUGCUGAUUAUUUGUUUUUCUUCAAGCCAGAGAACUGUCAGGUGGCAGUGCGGCACGUGUCCUGCUGCAAUUGUUGGUUAUUUGCUCGAAAUGAGAUUAUGUCACACAUUUUAGUUGUUUCUGCAUGCUUCUC
This is a messenger RNA of Oryza brachyantha (malo sina), 2110 nucleotides long. RefSeq lists its product as uncharacterized. NCBI's taxonomy places the organism in Eukaryota, Viridiplantae, Streptophyta, Magnoliopsida, Poales, Poaceae. Bases 236 to 1669 code for a protein of 477 amino acids. The record is from RefSeq and is a predicted model, not a curated record. The transcript is spliced from 3 exons.